Carcharodon carcharias (great white shark) is the source of this 4414-nucleotide messenger RNA. RefSeq lists its product as uncharacterized. The coding region runs from base 318 to 1721 and encodes 467 amino acids. NCBI's taxonomy places the organism in Eukaryota, Metazoa, Chordata, Chondrichthyes, Lamniformes, Lamnidae. The record is from RefSeq and is a predicted model, not a curated record. The transcript is spliced from 7 exons.
GCUCGCAGUCUGAGUUAAUAAUAGCGAGCGUUAGCUGUGGCUGUUAGCCUCUGUGAUCAGCUGCUUCCCUUUAUAUCCAUUCCCUUAGACUGUCUUAGAUUAGCGCCUCCACCAGCCUGCAUUUAGGUUCCUCCGCAGCCCUUGGAGAGAAGAUAAAAACUGCAAAUGGAAGGUUUUUAAACCAAGACACCCUCCACCGUGUGUGUGUGGGGGUGGGUGUUCAUUUAUUGGGGAACACACUCUUGUAACGACUGAUUUAUAAGGGUAGAUCGAGGGUAAAUUUCAACUUCCCAGCAUACUGCUACCUGGGUUCGGAGAUGGUGCUUGAUCCAGGAGCGCAGACCUUGGCCGGGCCUCAGGAGAGCAAGAGGGCGGGCCCGUCCAAAGUACUCAAGAAAGUGGCCGAGAGAAAGAGCGGUGAGAAGAAUGGGAUUCGGUCGCACAGCAGCCUCGCUCCCAUGCACCCAGAGGUGCCAUUAAGAGCUGUAUCACAGGCACCGGGGCCAGUCACUUGCAGCUUGAAGGUCAGCAGGUCGCUAGGAGCUGGCUCAAGCCUGGUCAGUAAUGGACACUGCAGCUGGAUGAGGCGGAGCGAAAGUUCAUACAGCGUGAACAGCACUGGCUCGGAUUGCUCCCGGGCCCGGAUGAGGAACGCCACCUCUCUCCCUCACAUAGCCAGGUACAAUGCACGAGAACCACCGCCUGUUAAAAGCCCGUGCCUCUUGGUUGCACUAAGACCAAUAAAUGUCGACAAAGAGAAAGAGAUAUUCUUCCAGUCCAAGUAUGCCUACAAUCCUCAGUUUGAGUAUUCAGAGCCCCUCAGCAGCAGCAUAAUGAGCAAGUACAGCGUAGCCUCUGACCGCUUCAUCGAACAGGCUGUACGGAUUAUGAAGAGUGUGGUGCAGAUGUAUGGCAGCUAUGAGAACUUUGAGGUGGCCACAGGGGGCGCUAUGCUGUCAAAGAGCAAAAUAUGGACCUGUAUCAGAAGUUACAUGCGGAAGGAGGGGUGCUCUGGAGAGGUGGUGGUGCGGCUCAGUGAAGAUCUGUUGUCUCAAGCAGUGAUGAUGGUGGAGAACUGUCGGCCCACGCUGACCAUUAAUCUCGCAGGGGCUCGCCAAUACUGGCUGGAGGGGAUGUUACGCCAUGAGAUAGGCACGCACUACAUUCGCGGCGUUAACAACAGCCACCAGCCCUGGCACAGUGCAGCGGGCAGGAAACAGUAUGGCCUGAAACCAGCCAACCCGACCGAGGAAGGCCUUGCCAGCCUGAACAGUGUUCUGUACCGCAAGUACCCUUUCCUGUGGCGGGCAGCCCUGCUCUACUACACCGUCUUCCAGGCCAGUCGGAUGCCCUUCUGCCAGCUCUUUGAAGAUAUCGCCAAGUUCGUCGAGGACCCAAACACUCGAUGGGAGUAUUGCGUGAGGGCCAAGAGAGGCCAAGCAGAUACUUCACAGCCAGGCUGUUUCAGUAAGGACCAGGUGUAUUUGGAUGGCGUGCUGCUGCUGCUUCGAUACAGGAAGAGCAUUGACUUCAAGAUGCUGGCGGCACUGGGGAAGGUGUCAUUCGAAGAUGUAGAGCAUUUGAAGAAAUGUGCCAUUCUGCAAAACACACGCAUCCCACACUUCAUGAGAGAUCAGGCCCGCUACCUGGAGCAGUUGCACCACAUCACUGCGGUUAAUGGACUGACAGACGAGGAGCUGCUGAGGCUUAUCCCCAAGUAGAUUGUGCCAGAGAUGGAGGGGUCUGGGAUAGCUGCUUCAUUGCAGUGAAACACACACACAUGAACACAAAAGGCACAGUGGCCUUAAAUUUUUCUGGCGAUGCAUUUGAGCAUCGAUGGACAUUUGUAUGAAAAAUUGGGAAUUGUUUCUAUGGAAGCUAAGGCCUGGCGCUGCAGCUUCGCUGUCUGACCUCUGUCCUGUGUGCCAUGUAUUUCCUAUUUAAACUUGUAUUUAUUGUUUGCAAAGGUGCUGCUUUUUAAAAAAAUAUUUUAACUUGUUGGAAAAGGGAGGCAUCAGGGGAAGAGUGAAACAAAAAAUGUAAACAUUUCUGUCAGCGUUGUCCAUGUGCAUUAUAUCUGUGAUUGUGACAGAGCUUUGCUCGGACUGAGUAAAGGCAUGAUGUUGGUAGAGUCAUAACAGAUGGUAAGAGGCCAUUUGGCCCAUCAAGUCCAUGCUGGCAUUCUGUAGAGCAAGUUUGUCUUCUGCCAGAGCCAUUGUGUCUUUAAGUCAGUUCUGUACCUGUAGUUUUGAAAACACUUCAGGUGCAAAUGAAAUUUAAAAAUAGGAACAGAAAAAGCUGGAGAUCACUUAGGUAAUGACGUGAACAGUGAGGUGGAUUGUAGGAGACAGACAGACUGGUGAAAUGAGCAGACGUAUGACAGGUGUAAUUUGACGCAGAGAAGUAUGAAGUGGUAAAUUCUAGUCAGAAGAAUAAGAAGGGACAAUUUUAACUAAAUAACACACUUUUAAAGGACAGAGAGAACUGGGGAUGUGUUUACAUAAAUCUUUGAAGAUUGUAGGACAAGUUGAGAAGGCUAUUAAAAAGCAUGCUGGAUCCUUGCCUUUUUAAAUAGGGGAAUAGAGUACAAAAGCAAGGAAGUUAUGCUAAUCUUUGUAUAAAAUACCAGUGUUCAAAUCUGGGCAGCACACUUUUGGAAGGAUAUCAUGCACUUAAAAAAGGAUGCAGAAGAGAUUUGCAAGAAUGGUACUAGGGAUGAUGGAUUCAGCUAUGUUCUCCAUAAAGCAAAGAAGCUUAAGAGGAGGCCUGGUAGAGGUGUUCAAAAUCACAAAGCAUUUUGAUUGGGUAAAUAAGGAGAAACUGCAUUUCCAGUGGCAGAAUGGUCAAUUAACCAGAGGCAGCAUGAAGAAAUGUUGAGUUGUUGUGAUCUGGAACACACUACUUGAAAAGAUGAUGGAAGCAGGUUCAAUGGUAUCAUUCAAAUGAUAAUUGUAUAGAUACUUGAAGGGGCAAAAAUUGUACAGCGCUAUGGGAAAAGAGCAGGGGAGUGAUGUUUAUUGGGCAGUUCUACUAAAGUGCCAGCAUAGGGAUGAGGGGAUGAAUGGCCUCCUUCCGUGUCACAUCAUUCUAUGAAUGUGAUGUUUUGAAAGUCCAAAACUGGGGCAGGGCCAGACUAGGAUCAUAGUCAGAGUUUUACUGAUUGUUGAUGGAAUCGAACUGAAGAUCAUUAGCAGCGUUAUAAUGAAGGCCUCCAUAUCUUAACAUAAAGAAGUAACUGGGGAUAAAAAUGGUUGUUUUAAAAUUAAGGCUUCUGUUGCGCAGUUUCAAUUAAACAUUUCUGGGUGUACGGCUUAAGAAUGCUGAGUCCAGAACUGGAUGGGUGACAACUGCAAAGGUCACUGAUGCUGACAAGCAUUGUAAUGAAGCCAUCUGAGCCUCCCUCUUUACUGAUAUGAUCAUAGUAGAGGUUUCAGGAUUGGGCGUGAAUGUACCUUUUGGGACAUGCAUGCAUAGAUCCCCGCAUUUGGUCUAUACCCCCUGGUUUAUACCAUUCAAAACCAGGGACAGUGUUUGCCUUGGGGGCCCCCACCCAUCCCUGUGCGAUGGGUUCCAUAUGUGGACUGGAUCCGCAUACAGGGACCCCUAACUGUGAAAAAUCAUGGGUUGCAUGGCCCUAACACACACCCUCACCUGACCAAUGAUGUGAAGAUCCACACAGGCCACUGAAGUGUUAGGCCAAAAUCUGAGCCUGUCUGUAUUGACCAGAGACCAUCUGUUGGUUGUGUGGGAGCGGAUCCACACAGGGCUUCCGUCUAAUUGCCUGGCCAAUUGCUGCCCCUACUAAACAUGGAUGUUGGACGAUGUGCCGCGGCCCUGCGAUUGGUUCUGAUACCUCGUACAGAGGGAGGGUAAAGUGACUCCUUUAAGUAUGGGCUUCACAGAGGGUCGCCAAACCUCCAGGGUUAGUCUUGCAGUCUCCAGGAAUUGAAGGUUAAACUCCAGGACACUGAUGCAAACAACUUUAGGAGAAAAAUCACUGUCAUUAAAAGAAUUGUGUGGUGUUCUUUUCAUUUUCUUUUGAACAUUUUAAUCCAUUAGGCUAUAGAACUAUGGAAAAUUUGGGGAAGUAAAGGCUGUUUUAUUGGGCGGGGUGGUUGGAGUUGGGAGGCCAUGUGAUGAAACCUCCAACAAUACAUCCAAACAGAGCUGACAGUCAUAGGUUCACAGGCAAUGAAACCCUACACCUUUUAUUAGGCAUUUCCAGGCAGCCGGAUAAGGAGAAUGUACUUAAUACAGUGGGAGAGUAAAAUUCAAUAUCACAAUGAAAGAAUAUUCUCCAAGUUUUGAUGCCAACUUUAUCUGCAACAUUGAAACAAACAGAAAUGACUGAAAUUUUUUAGGUGAUGUCUGGAGUUCUGUAUUGUGUAAUGUUUAAUAAACUUGAAUUGACUGA